GGUGGCAGGCAGCGUGCGGAGGAAAGGGAGCGGAAGGCCGCGCUGUCGCGGCGCCGCCGCGCCUUCUGCAGUGUCGCGGCCCCGGCUCCUCCCCGCCCGGCUGCCGCGGUGGUCUCGGCCGCGCGGGGCGGGCCUGCCGCCGUUCCCUAGGUGAGCGCGUUCCGUGCCCCGCCCGCCGCGGCCUCGUCAGCGCUGCCAGCGUGGAGCCGGCCGGGGCUGAGGCGGAAGUGCCCGGCGGGGAGGCGGUGCGCAGCGGGGACCCCGCCGGCUAUGGACGCCUCUCUGGAGAAGAUGGUUGACCCUACUCUGGCAGAAAUGGGGAAGAAUCUGAAUGAAGCAAUGAAGAUGCUAGAAGACAAUCAAAGAAAAGUAGAGGAGGAAAAUGAAAAGAAGUAUGCACGGAAGGAUAUUCCUGGACCACUCCAAGGCAGUGGCCAGGAUAUGGUGAGCAUACUUCAGUUGGUUCAGAACCUAAUGCAUGGAGAGGAUGAAGAGGAGACAUCACAGGCCUACAGGCUUCAAAAUGUUGGUGAACAGGGUCACAUGGCUCUACUGGGACACAGUUUGGCUGCUUACAUCUCAGUGCUGGACAGGGAAAGACUGAGAAAACUUACAACAAGGAUCCUUUCUGAUACUACUCUCUGGCUCUGCAGGCUUUUCAGGUAUGAAAAUGGAUCAGCAUAUUAUCAUGAAGAUGAUCGUGAAGGUCUUCUAAAGAUCUGUCGACUUGUUAUUCACACACGCUAUGAGGAUUAUACAAUAGAAGGAUUUAACGUGCUCUAUACUAAGCAGCCCGUCAUAUACAUUAGUUCUGCAGCUAGAACAGGCUUGGGCCAAGCUCUCUGCAAUCAGCUGGGGUUACCCCUUUCGUGCAUGUGCCGUGUGCCUUGUAACACUAUGUUUGGAUCUCAGCACCAAAUGGAUGUUGCUUUGCUGGACAGAGUGAUUAAAGAUGAUGUUGAGUCUGGAAAACUGCCUUUGUUGCUUGUGGCCAAUGCUGGAACACCAGGUGCUGGGCACACAGAUAAACUUGGCCGCCUGAAGGAACUCUGUGAGCAGUAUAAUAUGUGGCUCCAUGUAGAAGGCGUGAAUUUGGCAACUUUGGCUUUGGGUUAUGUCUCCUCUUCUGUACUGGCUGCUACAAAAUGUGACAGCAUGACUCUUACCCUGGGCUCCUGGCUGGGUCUCCCAGCUGUACCUGCAGUGACACUUUACAGGCAUGAGGAUCCAUCUUUGUCCUUAGCAGCUGGGCUGACAUCGAGCCAGCCCGUAGAGAAGCUCCGGGCACUGCCACUGUGGCUCUCCCUGCAGUACCUGGGCCACGAUGGGAUUGUGGAGAGGAUUAAGCAUGCCUCACAACUAAGUCAAAGGUUGCUGGAAAACUUGAAAAACCUGGAUUUCAUUAAAACUUCGGUUGAAGAUGAACUGAGUUCACCAGUGGUGGUUUUCAAGUUCUUCCAGGAGUAUUCAAAUAGAGACCAAACCUCACAUGCUGCACAGGCCUCAACUAUUCAGCACCCCAUCAUAAGCAACGAAAGACACGUUUAUGACGCUUUCAAUCAGUGGGUAGGAGAGCAGCUGGCACAGCUGGUUCCUGCCAGCGGAGUCGAUGUGGUGGAACUGGAAGAUGAAGGCACGUGUGUGCGGUUUAGCCCACUGAUGACCUCUGCAGUUUUAGGAACCGAAAUACAAGAUGUUGAUCAGUUAGUAGACUGCUUAAAAAUGAAGAUACCAGUUCUGACAAGUACACUGCAACUGAGAGAGGAAUUUGAGCAAGAAGUGAGAAGAACAGUAGGCUUGUUGUACAUUGAAGACCUCAGCUGGCCAGGACUGGGUGUUGUAAGGUACAACUAUCACAGUGAUGGGAAGAAUGGUGACAAACAAGAAAAAGAACUAGAAAAGAUCAAUACAGAGCUUCUGAAAAAACUGAAUGAACUGGAGUCGGAUCUUACGUUUUCUUCGGGUCCUGAAUUCGGUGGGCAGAAGAACUGUGUUUACAUUGGCAUGGUGACUGAGGAUCUGGAUGUGGCUGAGUUAGUUGAAACUAUUGCAGCAACAGGCAGAGAAAUUGAAGAGAAUUCAAGACUGUUGGAAAAUAUGACUGAAGUGGUCAGAAAAGGGAUACAAGAAGCUCAACUCCAGCUUCAGAAAGCCAAUGAAGAACGGCUCCUGGAAGAGGGGCUGCUACGACAAAUACCUGUCGUAGGCUCUGUGCUGAACUGGUUUUCUCCAUUCCAAGCCUCUCCGAAGGGAAGAACAUUUAACUUAACAGCAGGCUCUCUGGAAUCCACAGAAUCCACAUACGUAUCCAAAGCCCAAGGAACAGGCACUACUCCACCACCAACUCCCACUUCCAGCCUUGCAAAGCAAAGACUUCCUGGGCAGAAAAUCUUCAAAAGGUCUCUAAGAAGCUCGGAUGCGUUCAGUGAGACCAGUUCUGUCAGCCACUGUGACGACCUGGAGAAGAUGGAGCAGAGAGGCCCAGCUCUGUCCCCCGGCCCAGAGCCAGGACCUUUGGAGGCAGGAAAGGCAGAGGAGCAGCAGGAGGUGGCCCAGGCGGCACCAGCAGAGGCUGUGGACAUUCCGAGUGACCAACCGGCACACGACGGCUCCGAGGGAGAGGAACAAGGGCGUCGGAGAUAGAAUCCCGGGAUGGAUGUCAGACUGUGCGGACAAGCCCGUGCCUGGGGCAGGGUGGCAAGGGCGCAGUGAGACGGGACCAGCGCCACACCCCAGUACAGGAACAACUGCUGUCACUUAGGAACUGGGGGUUUGCACAAAUAGAAAUUCCCCCCGUGGGACAGAGACUUGUUGUACACUCGCUUUAAUCCUCUACAUGUCAGUGUCACCAAAGUACUAGUGCAAUUUAUUAAGUGCUCAUCAACAUGUGUGAAAGCCAGGGGCAGUGACCCUUCCUGUAGGAAUCUAAGCAUGCUAAUAGUUGCUAACGAGCCCAUCAGCCAUACACCCCAUGAAGAAUACACCUGCACCCAGUAAUUAUGAAAUGAUCUUAUGUUCAUAUACUUUAAAAACAAAUCAACUGCCAAUCGUUCACCUCUUUAAAAUUCACUUUAGCCUCUCCUGUGAAACAUCUGUGGAACUCACACCAGCUCUGGUUUGCUGCUUUUUUUUACCAUUGAACCUUCCCAGGCCCUUGUGGGGCUGGCCGAGGGGACGGAACAUGCAGCUCCCUCCUGGUGGCCACUGAGCCCCUCCUCCAUGGGGACAAAGUAACCAGUUUGGAGCCUCUCGGACAGAUGGUGCCUCUGCCCCCUGCGGCUGGGGCUUCUGCCACUGGGAAGGAGCCCCAGCACACCCUUCCUUGCCUUUGCACGCCAGUUACAUGCCAAAUGCUAUUGCACACGUUCAUGUAGUGUAACUGCAGUUCUUUCUGUUGUGUAUUUUUAAAGAUAGUUGUAGUAAAGCUUGGACAAACCAAUACAUUUGUGAUGGUUUCAACACUUAUUUUUGGAAUAACAGUAACUUACCUAUGGUAGGAAUUGUACAGACUCAAAUGAUAGAGAUUAUUUACACUACAGCACAACUUUAUGUCAAGGACUACUUACCGCAGGAGCCAAGCUCCGGGUCAGUCAAAAGCUAACGUGUCCAUGUCUCCCCCACUAAACAUUCCUAAUCACUUUCCUUCAAGUUUUCAGAGGCUGCUGUGGGAAGGAGCCCUGGGACAGUUUGCUGGCCCCCUGGCUGGCUGACUGCAAAAGCCAUCCCAGCCCUAGAGACCUGGCUACAAGCACAGGAGUUGGCUUCACCAGGGCUUUGGGUUUUUUACCUUCCCCCUGCAGGGGCUGCAGUGGCAGCAGGCCUUGCUGAGAGUAGCUGAGAACUCUGGGGUUUUGGAAUUGUACAGUCACUUGAUUUGACUUUCACCUUCUAGAUGCCGUGGGCUGGGAGGACAGGAACAAGGUUAAUUUUGCUGUUGGGGUAAUUAAUUGGUGUAAAUCGAGUGCAAUUUUUUUCUUAAGUGCAAAACUAAUGAAGUUGACUGGUCUUCCUGGGUGGUUCCUUUGGUGCAAUGAAGUUUGUUACUGAGAGUGAUUCGCUGGGGAUGAAGUUCUCCCCACAAGGAUUAAUUUUUAAUGUUUUUUAUAUUUUGGAAGUGUUAAAGCAGUAAGUUUUGUUGGAAUGAGCUUCAUUCUUUAGAUACUCUCUGAAUGUUUCAAUAAAGAUUCUUCAAAUUA
Messenger RNA from Colius striatus (speckled mousebird), 4196 nucleotides. It is a transcript of the gene PDXDC1, whose product is annotated as pyridoxal dependent decarboxylase domain containing 1. The transcript is spliced from 23 exons. Bases 271 to 2643 code for a protein of 790 amino acids. Gene Ontology annotation, molecular function: pyridoxal phosphate binding; carbon-carbon lyase activity. Gene Ontology annotation, cellular component: intracellular membrane-bounded organelle. NCBI's taxonomy places the organism in Eukaryota, Metazoa, Chordata, Aves, Coliiformes, Coliidae. Gene Ontology annotation, biological process: carboxylic acid metabolic process. The record is from RefSeq and is a predicted model, not a curated record.